Galdieria sulphuraria is the source of this 1731-nucleotide messenger RNA. Its product is annotated as metallo-dependent acid phosphatase. NCBI's taxonomy places the organism in Eukaryota, Rhodophyta, Bangiophyceae, Galdieriales, Galdieriaceae. Gene Ontology annotation, molecular function: metal ion binding; acid phosphatase activity. The transcript has a single exon. The coding region runs from base 51 to 1667 and encodes 538 amino acids. The record is from RefSeq and is a predicted model, not a curated record.
AUUUUGUCUUGUAUAAUUUGUGAAACAUAGUAGCUGAGAUCGAGGGGAAAAUGUUCAAGAAAAUUCUAUUGUUGUAUGUUAUUAUAGAGUGUGUCAAAUUUCAGUGUGCUUUAGCAGCUUAUAAACAUGAUACAGGAAGUUUAUCUAUUUUCCAAGAGUUUGAGCGUUAUGCUAGGAGAACGGACACUUUCAGGAGGAGUCCGAUCGAGCUAUUUUUAAGAACUGAUCCUCAAGGAGAAUGGUUUAAAGAAGUUUUGAAAGAUCUCAAGACGAUGAAUCACUGGAAUUCAACCGUAUCAGGAGAAAUGAGUCUCUUUAGUAGUGCUCUAGUAGAAGGAACUUGGUAUAAUAUUUCCAAUAAUGGAACCUGUAACUGUUGUGACGUAAACAAUCCUAUGGAUCCCUUUCACGUUCAUCUUUCAUUGACUGGUCGUCCAGGUGAAGUUGUCGUUUCAUGGAACACUGCAGAAAGACCUCCUGAUGAAAAGUCCUGUGUGAUGGUUUCAAAUGCUACGGGUGCUCAGCUCGGGUUAUUUUGCUCUUCAGACAUUCGAACCUUUUCCCUGGGCUCUGGAUACUCUCCUUACUUAUGUUCCAACUAUUCAGGCUUUGCCAGUCACGUCAAAAUAUCAUCUUUGAAGCCAGGUGAGACGUACACGUACACUAUCUACGGUACUUCUAAAAACAAAACGUUCCCGUUCAUGGCUCCGUAUGGCAACACAUCUUCUACAACCAGAUUGGCCUUCUUUACAGAUAUAGGCACAAAGGGAGGUCAGCCUGUCAUUGACGCACUGAAACAGAAAAUGAAUGACUUCGACUAUAUUAUUCUACCAGGAGACCAGUCUUAUUCUGAUGGUUACCAUACUACUUUUGAUGCCUAUCUAACUCUAUUUGAAGAUGUUAUUGCUUCGAAACCUUAUAUGGUGUCAACUGGAAACCAUGAAGGACCUUGGAACUUUACGUAUGCGCGUAACAACUUCUAUUGGCCUGUCAACGAAAGUGGCGCCGCUCUAGAUGCCUUGUGGUACUCGAUAGAUGAAGGUCCAGUUCACUAUAUCUUUAUGAACUACGAAAAUUAUUUCUCGUAUCCACUCGGAGAAUGGGAAAUGACCCAACCUGCCCCUCUGAGCACUUUUCCAGGUCAACUGGAAUGGCUUCAAAAUGACUUGGAGAAAUUUUCAAAGAGAAGAGAAUCAAAUCCAAACUUGUGGCUGAUUAUGAUGGCUCAUCGCCCCUUAACAUGUAACAUCAGUGGAAAAAGUUGCGAGGUAUUUGGACCUGAGCUCGAGAAGGAAGUAUUCCCAUUGAUGUAUCAGUACAAGGCAGAUAUGUAUUGGUGUGGCCAUGUUCAUGCAUAUGAGCGAGUUAAUCCUAUCGAUAACGUUACCCGAACACAAUGUUCUAAUUGUGUCCAACAAAAUGGCAGCCUAUACAAACAACCUCCCUAUCCUGUGCAAGUUAUGAAUGGGAUUGCUGGAAGAGCUGUAGCCGAUAACAACUAUUUUACUCCAGGCAUUUCAUACCCUGAUUAUGCUCAAGUCCGCAUCGAUGCUAUCAACUAUCCAUUUGGAGGUUACGCAUUAGUCCAAGUUAAUGACACGGUGUUGAACUUUACUCUUUACAACACAAGUGGAACAGUUUUGGAUAGCUUCAGAAUAGAGAAAUGAGUGUGGGUCACCACCACGGGUUAUAUGGUCAGUAUCUUUAAACAAUAUCAAUUUGUGCAAUUCU